UUCCGCUCUUUUUACCUCCUCCGCAAAAAGAUUGGCUCCGAACCUGGAGUUCUUCCGCCACGCUCAACACGAGGGGUCACUGCAAGAGCGGCGAACCGGGGGUGUGGCUUGGGCAGCGGCAACCGCUGAUUGGCAGUGAAGGGGUUCACGCCCCAUCUCCUGCUCGAGCAGAACCAGAACAGCCAAUCAGAGCGAGGGCUGAUGGAAACGACCCAAUCCUGGAGACGGGCUGAGAGUGGGGGCGGGGCAAGUGGUUCAGGUGGAUUCAGGACUGGAGCUGUGCUGGGGAAGCUUCUUGCUCUUGCUGCUGCUGCUGCUGUUCUUGGGAGUCCAAUCGCUAGGCAAAAAGCCCUCUCCGAUUUGAGGGGAGCCAUGAGCCGGUUCCUGAAUGUGUUACGAAGCUGGCUGGUUAUGGUGUCCAUCAUCGCCAUGGGGAACACGCUACAGAGCUUCCGAGACCACACCUUUCUCUAUGAAAAGCUCUACACUGGCAAGCCAGACCUCGUGAAUGGCCUCCAAGCUCGGACCUUUGGAAUCUGGACGCUACUCUCAUCAGUGAUUCGCUGCCUCUGCGCUAUCGACAUUCACAACAAGAUGCUCUACCACAUCACGCUCUGGACCUUCCUCCUCGCCCUGGGGCACUUCCUCUCCGAAUUGUUUGUAUAUGGGACCGCAGCUCCCACCAUUGGCGUCCUGGCACCCCUCAUGGUGGCAAGUUUCUCAAUCCUGGGAAUGCUAGUGGGGCUCCGGUACCUAGAAGCAGAACCAGGAUCCAGACAGAAGAAGAGGAACUGAGGCCAACAUCACCACGUCCGAGACUUCAUCCUCCACCUUUGCUAGCCUCUUCCUUCACCCUCUUUGCUCUUAAAUUUCUUUUCUGCUCCAUCUUCCACUUCUAGUCCCUUCCUUUUUUUUCCUUUAAUUUAAAAUUUUUUAAGAUAUUUAAAUAUGCCUACGGCAAGUCGGUGCCAUUUAAAUGUAUGUACCAUUUAAAGAAUCAUUUUAAAAUGAAUACUCUGUACCUCCAUCCAAAUCAAGAAAUCGCCAGCACAUCCGAAGCCCACUGUGUGCCCUUCCCCCACCCACAGCCUCUUCCGGGACCCCUUUUCCAGCCUUCUGCUUUUUUCCUUUUAUCUUCACCCGACGAUUUGACUUGUAUGGUGGGAACACGUGAACUGUGAAACUUAAAGCUGCUGCCGCACCCACAGCAGCUGCCACCAAGGGCUGCUUCGAGGGGGUGUCAACCCACGUUGGGCUCCUCUCUGCUGCUGGACCCAGGACUCUGAACCAUCCAGGGGACAGGCAGCUCUUCUAAGAAGAAGGGCUCCCCUGCAAGUGAGCAUGGCUCCUUACCCUUGUGCCUACAGGUGGAUCAGGGUUGGAAGAGUCUGGGCUGUUUUUAGACCUUCCGGUCAGCUGUAUUUGUGUAAUGAGAUUUGUAAUAAAUAGAAAAACCUUCUGCUCUGAUCAGUCCUCGUACUUUGGCCUCUCCUAAGCCCAGAGCACUCCUGCCCCUCAUCUGAGGCCUAGCAGAGGAGAAUCACAGCUUUCUGCUGAUCAAAUAUACCAUGAGUAGGACAACUCAAGACUCAGGCAAACCUGGCUGCCUUUUGUCUCUUGCUCAUUUCUUGUGAAGUCAAAUCUUCCUCCUCUCCAUCCCCACCUUAAAGAUUCUGAGUUCACAGCUGAACAGCCAGGACCCUCUCUUGUUUUCUUCCCAAGGAAGAAACAGAUUCUUGAGAAAGCAGAACCAGGCAGCAUAGAAGAAACAGCUGUAUGACCAUGAAAAGAAGAACACUGGGGCCCAAGAACAAGGCACUGGAGCAGACUGCUGCCAUCCAAACACAACCAAGCAUUUAUUGAACACUUACUGCAUGCCGGACACUUGGGAAAGACAGAUGAACGACCCAGGCAAUGUCCCUGUAGUCAAGGAGACAGACUAUCAACAAGCCCAUACCUGAAAGAACAACUCCAGACAGUGAUAAGAACUCUAGAAAACAAGGUACUGUGAUCAGGAAGGGGAGGGAGGUGCACAACUUAGACCAUCUGGAAAAGCCUCCCUGAGGAGUUGGGAUCGGAGUUGAGACUUGAAUCGCAGGGAUCAUAUGUCUUAAGAUGUGAGGCGGGCAUUUAGCACAGAGGGAGCAGCAUCUAGUCUUGUUGAAGGACUACGAUCACUGUAACUACAGAAUGGUGAGGUUAGGGAGUGGAAGAUAGCAGAUGAAAGGGAGGCAGGGGGCUUGUGAGGGCCUGACAGGAAGCUUGAAGUUGAUACUUUAGUUGGGAAUUCUCAGUCAGUUAAGGCUCUUUAGGUGAAAAUCUUCCCUAACCUAGCUGAACUAAUAAAGAUAACACUGGCUCACAAAACUGAAAGGAGGAUUAUCGGCUUCAGGAAUGGCUUGAUCAGGACUGAGCUCUAUUUCUCUGGGAUUCUUUUGGCUCUGCCCUCCUACAUUGGCUUCAUCCACAGGCUGGCUUCCUUUAUGAUGAUCAUGGUGCCAAAAGUGGUUGGUACAAUUCCAGGCCUCACGUCCUCACCUGGAAAAAUAGCUCAGAGGUACGAACCAUCUUUCCCUUACCAGCUAUUGUAGGAGGCAGUAAGAAAAGGAAUGAUCUUACAGAGAGUUAACAUUUGAGUGGAGGUCCACAGGGACCCUACCUAAGAAAGGAGUGAAUGAAAGCAUCAGAUGAUGUGGAUCCUCUAGGCAUGCACCACAGAAACAUGAUUCCAGAUAAAUAAAGACAAGAUCGGGAAGGAUCUAAAGAAAUGAUACAGAGUAUUGGCAGACACUAUGAGUAUAAGAUUUCUCUAACAGCCCAGGCUUGGCUCCCUUCCCAGGUGGUUUAAAGUGGAAUCACAGUGUUGUCUCUCCACCUAAGAAUUGCUAACAGAUACGGAGCCAGAAUGCCACAGACACAGUGCAACUCUCUAAAGAAGAAAUGUCCAGAAAACCGAUCGUUGCAGCCCACUCACGUACCACACAUAAGGUAAACGCAAUCGCAAAGGGAAGAGGGGCAGGAAGGGGGAUGAUUCAGAAGAACUGCAAAUGACAACAGUGGAUUCCGGCCAGCGUGACCUGGUGAGUGACUGCUCUGAUUAUAGAACAAACAUUCCAGCCACCCUUUGGGGCAGAGCCAGGAACCGCAGUGCGCGCUCUGGGCAGCAGGCACACUCGGGUGAAC
Molecule: messenger RNA, 3183 nt
Organism: Mesoplodon densirostris (Blainville's beaked whale)
Lineage: Eukaryota; Metazoa; Chordata; Mammalia; Artiodactyla; Ziphiidae
Gene: ERG28
Product: ergosterol biosynthesis 28 homolog
Exons: 5
Coding region: 202-795 (197 amino acids)
Cellular component (GO): membrane; endoplasmic reticulum
Molecular function (GO): protein-macromolecule adaptor activity
Source: RefSeq, a predicted model, not a curated record